Messenger RNA from Galeopterus variegatus (Sunda flying lemur), 2673 nucleotides. It is a transcript of the gene PTH2R, whose product is annotated as parathyroid hormone 2 receptor. Gene Ontology annotation, cellular component: plasma membrane. Bases 196 to 1848 code for a protein of 550 amino acids. Lineage: Eukaryota; Metazoa; Chordata; Mammalia; Dermoptera; Cynocephalidae. The transcript has 13 exons. The record is from RefSeq and is a predicted model, not a curated record. Gene Ontology annotation, molecular function: parathyroid hormone receptor activity; peptide hormone binding; G protein-coupled peptide receptor activity. Gene Ontology annotation, biological process: adenylate cyclase-modulating G protein-coupled receptor signaling pathway; cell surface receptor signaling pathway.
CGCGCGCGGCUCUCCCGGGAGGACCAGACCCAGCCCGAGCGGCGGCGCGGCGGGACGCGGGCUCCGAGACGCGGGACCCGCUGCGCCUCGGUCCCGGCCACAAGUUUGCCCCGCGCCAGCCAAGUUGGAGAGUCUGGAAGCUUCUCCCGGGCUCCGGGAAGACGGUCCCUGCUUCUCGCUCUGGCUGCUCCGGGCAUGGCCGGGCCGGGGACGUCUCCCCACGUCUGGGGGUGGCUGGUGCUCGGCAGCUGUCUCCUUGUCGGAGCCCAGCUGGAUUCCGAUGGCACUAUUACUAUAGAGGAGCAGAUUGUCCUUGUGCUGAAAGCCAAAGUACAAUGUGAACUCAACAUCACAGCUCAGCUCCAGGAGGGAGAAGGAAAUUGUUUCCCAGAAUGGGAUGGACUCAUUUGUUGGCCCAGAGGAACAGUGGGGAAAAUAUCAGCUGUCCCAUGCCCUCCUUAUAUUUAUGACUUCAAUCAUAAAGGAGUUGCCUUCCGACACUGUAACCCCAAUGGAACAUGGGAUUUUAUGCACAGCUUAAACAAAACAUGGGCCAAUUAUUCAGACUGCCUUCGCUUUCUGCAGCCAGAUAUCAGCAUAGGAAAGCAAGAAUUCUUUGAACGCCUCUAUGUCAUGUACACCGUUGGCUACUCCAUCUCCUUUGGUUCCUUGGCUGUGGCUAUUCUUGUCAUUGGUUACUUUAGACGAUUGCAUUGCACUAGGAACUAUAUCCACAUGCACUUAUUUGUGUCUUUCAUGCUGAGAGCUACCAGCAUCUUUGUCAAGGACAGAGUGGUCCAUGCUCACGUAGGAGUAAAGGAGCUGCAGUCCCUGAUAACACAGGAUGACCCACAAAAUUCCAUCGAGGCACCUUCUGUGGACAAAUCACAAUACAUUGGAUGCAAGAUUGCUGUUGUGAUGUUUAUUUACUUCUUGGCUACAAACUACUAUUGGAUCCUGGUGGAAGGUCUCUACUUGCAUAGUUUAAUCUUUGUGGCUUUCUUUUCGGACACCAAAUACUUGUGGGGCUUCAUCUUGAUAGGCUGGGGGUUUCCAGCAGCAUUUGUUGCAGCCUGGGCUGUGGCACGAGCUACUCUGGCUGAUGCAAGGUGCUGGGAACUUAGUGCUGGAGACAUCAAGUGGAUUUAUCAAGUCCCGAUCUUAGCAGCUAUUGGGCUGAAUUUUAUUCUGUUUCUGAAUACAGUUAGAGUUCUGGCUACCAAGAUUUGGGAGACCAAUGCAGUUGGGCAUGACACGAGAAAGCAAUACAGGAAACUUGCCAGGUCGACACUGGUGCUGGUCCUGGUCUUCGGAGUGCAUUACAUCGUGUUUGUGUGCCUGCCCCACUCCUUCACUGGGCUCGCUUGGGAGAUCCGCAUGCACUGUGAGCUCUUCUUCAACUCCUUGCAGGGUUUCUUUGUGUCUAUCAUCUACUGCUACUGCAAUGGAGAGGUUCAGGCUGAGGUGAAGAAGAUGUGGAGUCGCUGUGACCUAUCCAUGGACUGGAAAAGGACGCCGCCCUGUGGCAGCCGCAGGUACGGUUCGGUGCUCACCACCGUGACGCACAGCACCAGCAGCCAGUCGCAGGUGACCGCCAGCACGCGCACCGUGCUCCUCUCGGGCACAGCGGCCAAGACUGCCCGAAGACAGCACGACAGCCACGUGACUUUACCCGGCUAUGUCCGGAGUAACUCGGAGCAGGACUGUCUGCCACACUCAAUCCACGAGGAGACCAAGGAGGGUAACGGGAGGCAGAGAGAUGACAUUACGAUGGAGGACUCUUCCAGGCCAUCGGCAUUUAACCCAGACACUGAAGGGCGCGACGGAGACACUGAGGAUGUUCUCUGAGUCACCAUUUGUGGGUCUGGUUGUGUGAGAGAAGUUUGGCUGGCAUUCCUCGGCUUGAACACGGAGGCUGAAAUGAUCAGGGCUCAAGUGUUACUUAAAAGUUUUCAGGCUCAAUGAAUUGGCUCCUCCAGCUCUGAAGACACAGAAGGGGAAGUGUAAAUGGAGUAGUUUAUUAUCUUAUAUUGGCAUCAAAUUGUCUUCUAAAUUGCUGUAUGGUACUUGCUCUGUGAUUGUUCAUUUUUUUCCCUGCUACUUUUGGGUAGAAGUAAUUUCAAAUACGUGGCUCUAACUUUCUCUCAUAAAUAUCACCCUGAAUAUGACAGAGAUCAUUUAGUAUGUGUCAUUUUCCUUUUAGGAUAUUCGUGCUCUAUUUUUCUCUUUCUCAUUUUAAUGUACUUCUAUCAAUGCAUUUAUUUUGACUGUGCAUAGGAGCAGUUAGGGUCUGAAAAAUGUAUGGUAAAAGAUAAAAAAUUUAAAAACAAGUAUGCACUGGAACAUUGAUGGGCUGGACAUUGAUAAAAUAAUGAAUUUAUGACAAUUAAGCUGGUUUCUUUCUAGGAACAAGGAAAAUUACUCUAAAAAGUAAUAUUUCAUAUAUUCCUUUUUUUGAAUGUCCCCCUUGUGACCAGCCAAACCUCAGGUCUCAUGCCUCCUUCUUUCUAAACCAUGACAUGUUGACACGUUUUCUUAGUGAGCUUAUGCUUGCAAACUGAUUUUGUUUGUAAUAAUUUAUGUUGAUAGUAAAUCAUACUGUAUCUAUAUCUUUUUCUUCUUUGUUCUGUUUCUGUAUUGCAUAUGGCAUGUGGAAUAAUUAAAAGUUUGUUU